Anolis carolinensis (green anole) is the source of this 4283-nucleotide messenger RNA. Its product is annotated as trafficking kinesin-binding protein 1. The record is from RefSeq and is a predicted model, not a curated record. Gene Ontology annotation, cellular component: mitochondrion; dendrite; cytoplasmic vesicle. The transcript is spliced from 15 exons. Lineage: Eukaryota; Metazoa; Chordata; Lepidosauria; Squamata; Anolidae. Bases 202 to 2577 code for a protein of 791 amino acids. Gene Ontology annotation, biological process: anterograde axonal transport of mitochondrion; protein targeting; neurotrophin TRK receptor signaling pathway. Gene Ontology annotation, molecular function: myosin binding; signaling receptor binding.
CUAUAAGUAAGGGUGGGUGGGGGCAAGCAGAGGCUGCAUUGCAAAAAAAUAAAUAAGCACAGGGCAGGAGGAGAGUGUGGGUUGCUCAGGCUGGAAGCCACAGGCGUUUUAGAGCUUUGCAAUUAUUUCUUCUUCUUUUUUUGGCAGAAGCAGGGGGGAGGACUUAAGGGUAGGAGAGGAGGGAGCCUUUCCAGGAGAUAGAUGUUUCCCACUGAGGUAGAGGAGCUUCUGGGCUCGCAGGGAAUGGAAUUCUGGACCAGCCCUGCCUCUUACGAUGAAGUCAAUGGGAAUACAGCUUUGGAGAACAACACAGACUUGAUUUCCCAGGAGCUGGAGGAGGUACUUUGCUCUGAGCGGGUUGGACGGAUCACUAAGACUUACCACGAUAUAGAUGCUGUUACCAGUCUUCUGGAAGAGAAAGAGCAUGACCUCGAGUUAGCAGCCCGCAUUGGACAAUCGUUGCUGAAGCAGAACCGGAGUCUGUCAGAACGCAAUGAACUCUUGGAAGAGCAACUCGAAUUGGCAAAGGAAGAGAUUGCUCAGUUACGACAUGAAAUAUCAAUGCGGGAUGACCUUCUGCAUCUGUACACCAACAGCACUGAGGAGAGUGAGCCGGUCUCCACUAUCUCCACCCCGUUACGAAGGAAUGAAUCUGCCCUCUCUUUGCAGCAGUGUUUCCAAUACGAUGCUCUUCAGCAGAAGCUAAAAGGGCUGGAGGAAGAGAACCAGAAGCUGCGCACAGAGGUUAACAGCAUUGCCACAGAAACCUCCCAGUAUGAGGAGCAGGAGCAGAAACUGAUGAUUGACUGUGUGGAGCAAUUUUCUGAUGCCAGCCGAGAGGUUGUCUCACUCUCCGAGGAGCUUGCCCGUAAGACAGAAGAUACAGCCCGACAACAAGAGGAGAUCAGCCAGCUCCUUGCUCAGAUUGUGGACCUGCAACAGAAGUGCCGCAAUUCCAGUUCUGAAGUAGAGGAGUUGCAGCAACAUCUCGCAGCAGUCAAGGAAGUCCAACAUCAGCUACGUGGAGAGCUCCAAGAUGUGCAGGAGAAGUAUGCGGAAUGUGGAGCCAUGUUGCAUGAAGCCCAGGAAGAAAUUAAAAACCUCCGGAACCGCAGCCUCCCCAACAGCACCAUCCACCGCCACAGCUCCCCCACUUUCCUACCUCUGGAUUCUUUGGCUGCAGAGAUCAAGGGCACGAUGCGAAAGGGGAUGGAUAGCUCUGGUUCGUCAGAAUACAAGAGUUUCCGGCGAGUUUUCGAGACAGUGAAGGCUGUAAAGCAAGCUGUGAAAGCCAAAUCCCGGGCGGACUCUCCAUUAAGUCUUCCUUCAGGCUCUCCUAAGCCAUCUUCUCUGGGCUGCAGUCGCAUCAGCACUCCUCGUACCAGCUACUACGGAUCUGACAGCCCCAUUGUGGGAGGACAGGAUAGCCAAGCAUCUGAAGCUCAUGAUGAUGUCCGCCGGGGUGAAGUUGGUACACUGGGGACGCCUGGCCGGCAUGACUUGGAAGCCGCUCUCCAAUGUUUAUCGGCUCGCCAGGAAAACCACAGCACCGAUCGCUCAUUCUUUGAGGUGGAGCGUGAAUGCAAGCUUAGACGUCUGGCUCGGGAUGCUGAGGACUCCAGUGGGUUUCUUACACCCAAUGAGAGCAUCACCUCCACUGGCACCAACUAUUCAGGCAGCUCCGGUGGAUCUGGAUUCUCUCUAGGUUCUUUCUCUUACUUCCCUGACAAACUUCAAAUCAUCAAGCCUCUGGAAGGCUCCAUGACCCUCCAUCACUGGCAGCAGCUAGCCCGGCCUCACCUGGCAGGAAUCCUGGACCCCCGCCCGGGCGUGCUCACCAAAGAUUUCCGGCAGCUCGACACAGACCUGGAGGAGGUCUACAGCCUUAAUGACCUGGAGGAAGAUGAUGUGGAUGUGAGCACCUUCCCUGCUCUUGCUACCUCGACACCUGCCAAAGCCAAGGAAAGACCAAGUGUUUCAGUCUUUCAAUCCGUUAACAAUCUGCCCCAGACCCCGCCUACUUUCACCAUCACCACCUGUUGCAUCUUGCACCCUAGCAACGAGGUCACCAUGGUGACACCCAGUCUUUAUAAUACAGUUGUGCCCUCUUGUGGAUCCUGUGAGGGGCUGAGCCCCCCUCUCCCUCCCCAGCUCCCCCAGCAAGAACAGCCCAGCCUGGAGGAGGAAGAGGAACGACAACGGCGGCAGCAGUUGGCUUAUUCCCCUCUUGGACUGAUUUCUCUGUUGACAGAACAAGGCAUUUCUGCGUGGGGCAGAGCAGAAGCAGGAGAGGUAGCCUUGCCCCACUUUGCCAGAGACUUGGGCUUUCCCUAUUGGCUGUCUCCUUCCUUGGCACCCAUGUGGCGCUGCCGCUGGGAUGGCCUAGCGGAGUGGGCCUUGGGGGGACGUCCGUUGCGGCGGAGGAAAUUCAUGAAGGGCCGGAACAGCAUCUUCAGCUUGAACCUGGUGGAGAAACUGCAGCGGCUGGGGCUGGACAAGGUGGUGGCAAGAGGGGAAGCCUUGUAUGCAAUCUCCCAGCUGCAAGAGCUUCACGAAAGGAAGACCUGCCUUUCCUGACUGCACAGCUUUUGUUACCCUCCAUGGUGAGGCACCAAUGAGAAGGAAGGGGAUGCUUGUGAGCUGCUUCCUAAGCAGUUGGACAAACUCAAUUGUGUAGCUGGAGUUCUGGGCUAGUAUUUUGGCUGACCCUUAAAGCUGGGGAGCAAGGUGGAAGAGGGGCUGUACCUACACCAAUAUCUUCUCUCCCAACUCCUGUAGAUCAGGAUGGGGAGGGAGUUUUCAUGUUGAUGUUUGCAUGCCAAACCCAUAGAGACAUUUUACAUGGCCUCCUGGUACUUCAUCCAAGGAACCCUGGGAGUUCUGGUUUUUGUGAUCCAAGGGAACAUUCCCCCACUGCAUGAGCACAUCCACAUUUCCCUGCAGUAGGUUUGAAGCGUCUUUACAAAACUAGUUUCCAGAGUUCCUUGGAAAGACUUGACCAGAGCAGGAGGUAUGAGUUAUGCUGGUGAAACCACUUUUUAAAAACUGGUCUCUUGAGGAAUUUCCCCGCUUUCCUGUCCUUUGUGAGACCCUUUCUUCUUGCCCAGUGCAGUGAGUCCAUCUGAGAUGGAAGACACAGGACACAAAGACAGGAGAAGAUGCAAACUCAGUGGUCGGAGUAUACUGAAUUUUGGUAGCCCCUGAUGAAGUGUGAGUUGGCAUGAGGACCAAGGAGGAUAAACUUUUGAAAUCCUCACAAGCGCAUAAUUUUGGUGACCAUGCCUCCCAGCUUUUAUAUUAAUUGUCUCCUUUGUUAAUCCCAUUUAGAAAUGGAUUCUUGUUCAGGAAAACUGCUUUAUGUAUGUGUGUGUGUGUAUGUGUGCAUAGAGUUUGGCCUCUUGCACUUAAAAGGCAAGCGGAGUAGCAGGAAUUUGGAUAGGAGGAUGCCUUUUGGCAUCAAUGAUAGUUGAGGAGGUUCUUCUUAUCCAUUAGAGUUCUCUUAACACUCUUAGCUUUCUGGCAAAUAUAGUAGGUGUUCAGGGUAAGAUCUUCAAAAUGGAUUAAGACUGCUGUUAAUGUCCAUAUGGCACUUCUCAACCAAAUUAGGGUCCACUGCUAAAUGAACAAAAAAUUGGAUUGACUCUAGAUCAAAAGAAUCAUCCUUAAUAGGGUGCAAUUCACCCCUCUUACUCUGCUUGCUGAGAAUUUUCCUGCACUUUAUUUCUACCCUUGUUCAUCUACACAACCUUGAAUUAGUGGACAAAUUUCUCCUAUAGUGAAAUAACCUGAAGUCAGAGCUUGGAAACUGUUUUGAUACUAUUUUGGAAGGUGGGGGUUCCAUUUCCCAAAGUCAACAAAUAGCCAUGUGGUCAGGGGAACUAUAAUAUUCACCACCAACCUGCAAGGCAAGCUCUGCUCCUAGGCUACUUCCUUCCCAAACAUUUUUUUUACCAUCAAUAUUUAUGUUCUCAGACUUUGGGACCAAAUAAAUGAUUGAUUUCCAGGGACUCUCAGUUUUCCCUUAUUAACAGAUACCUGUAUUUUUCAUGUAUAAGUGGUAAUUUAAAAUCUUUUUCUUCCCACACUCAGUGGGCCUGCUUGGAACUUCACUCUUCGCACGCUCGUGUGUAUGUGUGUUGCACAAAUACUCAGUUGCACACCUGCUUCCAAAGCCAGGUCCUUUAUUUCUGCUUUGGAUCACCAAUGUUGACAUUUCUAUAUCCAUGUUCUCUUUCUGUGUCUUCUUUGGUGAAAAUAAACAGUGGUGUUGCUGUUGCCCUGAA